AGCGAACAGAUCAUACAGAAACUGUGUGCAGAAACCUGAAUGCAAGUAUGGGAGAAGACAAACAACUUCAGGUAGUGAUGCUGCCUUGGUUGGCACAAGGUCACAUUAAUCCUUUCAUAAAUCUUUCCAAAGCCUUGGCAAGCCAUGGGGACGUAAAAGUCUGGAUCGUAUCGACCCCUGUGAAUAUAUCCCGAAUCAGAUCUCGCUUGCACGAGGAACCCAUCCACCUGCUGGAGUUGCCAUUGCCGUCUGUAGACGGACUGGCCCCUGGCGUCGAGUGCACAGCAGACAUUAAACCAGAAUCAGCCCAUCUCCUUCACAGCGCAUUCGAUCAACUGGACAAGCCGUUUGAGAGUCUUUUGCGGCGCCUUUCGCCAAAUUUAUUGGUAUACGACGUCAUAGCGCCAUGGGCUGCGACCGUGGCCUCCCAGGUGAAAAUCCCGAGCUUUGCCUUCUCCGUCUACAGUCCGGCGGCAUUCGCUUAUAUUCUGGGCCAUUGCAAGCGGGCAGGGAGCAGCAGGGACUUGAAGGCGGAGGAUUUGAUGCCACCCCCAAGCGGCUAUCCCGAACCUAUCAUCUCGUGGAGGCUGUUGGAAGCGCGCCUCAUGUUGAGCAACUUUAUUUCUUUCGCCAACCGCGUGUGGGCUUGUUGUCAGCGGUCGUGUGGAAUAGUGAUAAAGUCUUGCUUUGAAGAGGAGGGCAAGUAUCUGCAAUACCUAAACCAUCUCACGGGAAAGCCAGUGAUUUCCAUUGGUCCAUUAAUGCUGCCUGAAGCCGGCCCGGCAAGGGAGGAUACGUCCGGUGAUUACCUGAUACAGUGGCUCGACAAGCAACGGCCAUCGUCGGUGGUGUUUGUAGCCUUCGGAAGCGAGUCGUUUCUGUCGGCGGAGCAGAUCGGGGAAUUGGCGUUGGCACUGGAGGACAUCGGGUUGCCCUUUCUGUGGUCGUUGCGAUCUUCUGACGGGACGUCCUCCGCGUUGUCGUUGUUGCCCCAGGGUUUUGAAGGCCGGACACGUGACCGGGGGCUAGUGGUCGGCGGUUGGGUGCCUCAGGUGAGGAUCGUUUCGCAUCCUUCCGUGGGAAGCUAUGUGACCCACGGCGGGUGGAGCUCGGUGAUGGAAGCGUGGCUCUACUCUGGGUUACCGCUGGUUUUGAUUCCGUUGCGGCAUGACCAGGGACUUAACAGUCGACAGAUUGCUCUCGAGUUGAAUGCGGGAAUUGAAGUGGAGAGGAAUGAGGAGGGGUGGUUUAGCAGGGAGGAUGUGUGUAAGGCAGUUUGGAUGGUGAUGGGUAAUGAAGAGAAAGGGGAGGAGAUUCGAUCGAGGGUGAGAGAGCUCCGUGGCGCUAUAGACCUUAACACAGGACGUCAACAGGCAUAUAUGGGAGAGCUAGUUAACCACAUGAAGAAGUUCAUUAUCCCCCUUAAUGAAAAGUGUGUUUAGCCGAUAUUGAUUCCUUGUACGACUAUCAGUAAUUUCGUAUCAUUGUCCUUAGUAGGUUAUAUUGGAUACAAUAUUAUUGGUGAUAAUGUUAAUGAAACAGAGGAUUGGGUUUUCCUCUACAAGUUUAUGGAAGAUUUGAAUGCCGACAAUGAAGUGACUUCGAGUUCGAGCAAGGGGAUUCGGAACAGGAGGCUCAAGAAAAUCUUUUUGUAGAGACGGCAAGCAUCCUCCCUAGUUCGACCUUCAGACAAGCUGAUCCCUCCACUUCUCAUGCCGCAGAGGAUUAAGGAUCAAGGUGCUCGUGCUUAUCUUUCCUGUGAUCUUGGCAUCUUUCCACAACUCUGGUUUUAUUUUGAUAUAGAAUGAUUUAGAUACAUGGUUUACUUGGUUUUUCUAGUAGGGCUUGAAAUACUCUCCUCAAGGAAACUUUUGUCUUCUAUUCUCAAUAGUUUCUGGUUUGUUGUAAGAAUUUGUAGUUGAUACAGAUCUUUGGAUUUGGGUAGCACUAGUUUUUGGGUUUUGGUCUUGAUUUUGCAAUCUUGGGAUCUUAUUUUUGUUUCAAAUGUCAUUGAUACUUCUCAUGUUUGUUUCCCUUUGAUCUAAUGUAUUUUGGCUUCAGCAUCUUAUCGAUCUUA
Molecule: messenger RNA, 2077 nt
Organism: Cryptomeria japonica (Japanese cedar)
Lineage: Eukaryota; Viridiplantae; Streptophyta; Pinopsida; Cupressales; Cupressaceae
Product: UDP-glucosyltransferase 29-like
Exons: 1
Coding region: 48-1442 (464 amino acids)
Molecular function (GO): UDP-glycosyltransferase activity
Source: RefSeq, a predicted model, not a curated record